This is a messenger RNA of Neogale vison (American mink), 889 nucleotides long. RefSeq names its product DNA damage inducible transcript 3 (gene DDIT3). The record is from RefSeq and is a predicted model, not a curated record. The transcript is spliced from 4 exons. Gene Ontology annotation, cellular component: CHOP-ATF3 complex; CHOP-C/EBP complex; CHOP-ATF4 complex. NCBI's taxonomy places the organism in Eukaryota, Metazoa, Chordata, Mammalia, Carnivora, Mustelidae. Gene Ontology annotation, biological process: ER overload response; intrinsic apoptotic signaling pathway in response to endoplasmic reticulum stress; positive regulation of intrinsic apoptotic signaling pathway. Gene Ontology annotation, molecular function: transcription factor binding; RNA polymerase II cis-regulatory region sequence-specific DNA binding; DNA-binding transcription activator activity, RNA polymerase II-specific. The coding region runs from base 166 to 672 and encodes 168 amino acids.
GUCAGAGGCUUGAGUCUGAGACGCAGGUAAUAUCAUGUUGAAGAUGAGCGGGUGGCAGCCACAGAGCCAGAAUCAGAUCCGGAACCUGAGGAGAGAGUGUUCCAGAAGGAAGUGUAUCUUCAUACAUCACCACACUUGAGAGCAGAACGUGAUCCAACUGCAGAGAUGGCAGCUGAGUCCUUGCCUUUUUCCUUCGGGACACUGUCCAGCUGGGAGCUGGAAGCCUGGUAUGAGGACCUGCAAGAAGUGCUGUCCUCAGAUGAAAAUGGGGGUACCUACAUUUCCCCCUCUGGAAACAAGGAGGAAGAAUCAAAAACCUUCACCACUCUUGACCCCGCCUCUCUGGCUUGGCUGACUGCGGAGCCAGGACCAGCAGAGGUCACAAACAGCUCCCAGAGCCCUCGCUCUCCAGAUUCCAGUCAGAGCUCCCUGGCUCAGGAGGAAGAAGAGGAAGAUCAGCAAAGACCCAGGAAGCGGAAACAGAGUGGUCAGUCCCCAGCUGUGGCUGGAAAGCAACGCAUGAAGGAGAAAGAACAAGAGAAUGAAAGGAAAGUGGCACAGCUAGCUGAAGAGAACGAACGACUCAAGCAGGAAAUCGAGCGCCUGACCAGGGAGGUAGAGGCGACUCGCCGAGCUCUCAUUGACCGAAUGGUUAAUCUGCACCAAGCAUGAAGAGUUGGGACCAUCACUUCCCCCUCGGGCCACCACCUACCUUUCGCAAAAGUGGCUGCUGACCAUCUUUCUCCAGUGCCAAUGAUGUGACCCUCAACCCCAUCUAUUCAGGAGGCGGGAAAGCUUGGGGUAGACAACAGGAAAGGGUCUCAGCAUGUAUAUAGAGAUUGUAAAUUUAUUUAUUACUGUCCAUAUCCAUUAAAGUAACUUUCUAUGA